Arctia plantaginis is the source of this 2475-nucleotide messenger RNA. Lineage: Eukaryota; Metazoa; Arthropoda; Insecta; Lepidoptera; Erebidae. The record is from the annotation of a GenBank genome assembly.
AUGCUAGAUCAGAUCAUCGGCAAAAGUUUUCAGAUUACCAACAAAAUAGAAUCAAAAGAUGUAUUUGUGGGGAUAAGCACCAUUCUGGUGUCUCAUUUGAAAGAGUAUCAGAAAGCUGUUAAAAAACAUGAGAAAACACCAUUAAAUCCAGUUGAAUCUUUGUAUAAGAAAUCACAUCCGAUACAUGAUGUAGCGGUCAACAGAAAAAUACAAUCUGCAGACUAUUGUACCAGUAUUUUAAGAAUAGUGUUCAAAGAACUUGUACCGUGGGAGCUUUGGGACACUCCGCAUUCAGAACUACUUGUCCGUAUUCUUUCAAAGAAAUUAGAUAACUUCAUUGACAACACUCUUGCUGAACCUACAUGGUUAAAUGAUAAAUUAUUAAAUAUAUUAAAAGGUACGAGUAAAUGUGAUUCAAAAAUUAUGGAAGAAAAAGUUAUAAAUACUCCAAGUUCGGAAGAAACAAUAUCACAUAGCAAACAAAUACCAACUCCUGUAGAGUCUGUAUUGUCUUCCACAAUGAAAGAAACGUCUCCAAUACCACAGAAAGGGAAUGAUGGAGAUUUACGUGAACAACCAGUUGUUAACACAAUACAAAAUUUAGUUGAAGAAGUACCUGUUAUGAGUACUGAACCGCUGGACAUCAAGAGUUCGCCUGUUCUGAGGCAAAAGAGAGGCAGGCAGGGACGGAAUGAGGUCAAGAUUUAUGACAGGAUUAUUGAAGGUAGUGUAAAGACAUGGGAGACAGACAUAGACCUGCAGUGCAUCAGCCUGGGCCAGGAUCUUCUGGCCAGUCUGGACGGAGAGAUCACACUCAGUAGACUGUGGGGACAAGAUGCUGAUACUGAAGGGAGUCCUAAUCCACCACGCAACAAAUCACCACAACCACUAUGGUUUGGUGAAGAGGAAACAAUAGAAGUGGACCCCAUCGACACAAGUCCUCUCAAGGAGUCCAAAAAAGAACACAGCCCAAAGCCGACAGAGUUGCUGAAGGAUCUGCAAAGCACCGUGAGCCAGGCCAAAACGAAGAUUGGUGACCUACAGGUGGAGGCCAAAGUUUUAGAUGUGCCCCGCAAGCAAAUCUCCAGUGACGAAGCGGCCGGUAUGAUGGAAGGUCUUCUGGACUUCGGCAUAGCUGGAUUGAAGAAGGGUCUUAGGUUUACAGGACUCAGUGACGAUUCGCAGGAAAAGUCCCCAUCCCACCAGAAGUCUGACAAGACUCCGCCACCAGAAAUAUCCCGCGGGAAACCAAUACUGGAAUACAAAGAUGUUCACGCUACUAAUGUUCCGAGGGAGGACAACUCCUCGGUGCACCCUCUGCUGAAGCAACAGCGAGUCAUCUCUCAGGACAGCGUGCCAUCCCAGCCCAAGCCAAUCGCGAAGUCGGAGCCGGUGCUGGUCCCUCUGGCGGACUCCCCGGAACCGGAGUACGAGGAGGCGGCUGAUCUGUCCACCAGCAUCGCCAAACUGCGGUGUCUGCUGCAGGAGAGGGCGGACAACAGCCCCAGAGCUGAAGACGUUUGGUGGGAGAAUGCGGAGGAGACGAGAGGCAGGACUCAGCACCAUCACUCCUCGCGUCCCGUGGACACCGCCACACUAGCCGAUGAAUAUGAUAUGACUAUGGAAAGAAACUCAUCUCCCGGCCAGACCACCAUUAAUAUGCAGCGACUUGACAAACUGUUCCAACGCACAGUGACGGGGGUGUUCAACUCGAUCAAGACGGCGGUUGGUGCUGAAGGGGGGGAGGGCGAAGAGCCUCCGAGGACCUUGCACGACUGGACCUAUGUCUGCACCAGCAUCGAGCUCAGUGUGGGGGGCGCGGUGUCGCGGCUGGUGGGCGCGCGCCGCGCCUGCGCGCACGUCGAGGCGGCGCAAGACUCGCUCCACCACCUGCGCGCGCGCACCGCCCGCCGGGGCCCCACACCCGCGCCGGAAGACUUCGAAGCCAUGUUCUGCAGAUGGAAGUCUCCAGCGUACAUAUGUAUUGACGAGGUAGUCUCUGUGUCAGAGGAGUGGUGCGCGGGGUGCGGGGCGAGCUGGUGCGGCGCGUGCGCAGUGGCGGCCGGCGCGGGGCUCGUGACGUCACACGUGGCGCUCCGCCUCGCCACGCUGCUGCUCGCGGAUCUCGGUGAAUCCUUGCUGCAAUCCUGGCUAGCCGACCUGGCCGCGUGGCUGCGUAGCCAGGUCUUCGUUAUAUUCGAGCAGUUGUCGGAGCGAGACGACACCAGUUUCACCGGCACAGGAGUCGACACGCCUUUAAAUGUGGACGAGACUUGUCGAGUCUUGUUGGAAAACACACCAGCUCUCCUAAACGUGUUUGGCGAAGAAACAGUAUCAUCGGCGGCUAAACUGCUGGUAACCAGCUUCACUCACAAGGAAAUCAACAAAGACAUAAUCUUUAGAGUCCUCGACCUCUUUGCUGGACACUUCAAUAUGGCUGCCGAACUAAAAAACCCAACUUUUGAUAGUACCUAA